Molecule: messenger RNA, 723 nt
Organism: Sporothrix brasiliensis 5110
Lineage: Eukaryota; Fungi; Ascomycota; Sordariomycetes; Ophiostomatales; Ophiostomataceae
Product: glutathione S-transferase
Exons: 4
Coding region: 1-723 (240 amino acids)
Source: RefSeq, a predicted model, not a curated record
AUGGCCACUCCCACCGACAUCCACCUCUACACGUCUCAGACGCCCAAUGGCAUCAAGAUCUCGCUUCUUCUUGAGGAACUGGGCCUGCAAUACAAGGUCACCGCGAUCGAACUCACCAAGAACGUGCAGAAGGAGCCCUGGUACCUCGAGAUCAACCCCAACGGCCGCAUUCCGGCGCUCACGGACACGCAUACCGAUGGCAAGCCCAUCCGCUUGUUUGAGAGCGGCUCCAUCCUGCUUUACUUGACGGAUCGCUACGACACGGAGCACAAGUUGUCGUACCCCUUCGGCACGCGCGAGUACUACGAAGUCAACAACUGGCUCUUCUUCCAGAUGGCCGGAGUGGGUCCGAUGCAGGGCCAGGCCAACCACUUUUUACGCUACGCUCCCGAGAGAAUCGAAUACGGUGUCAAGCGGUACGGCAACGAGACCGGCCGCCUCUACCACGUCCUCGACGACCAUCUAGCCAAGUCCACGUCCGGCUUCCUUGUUGGCGACCACAACAUAGGCUGGGCUGGCCAGACCCUCGACGACACUCCCCACCUCAAGGCCUGGUUCGACAAGAUCCUCGCCCGUCCCGGUGUCGAAAAGGGCCGCAACAUCCCGUCGCGCCACACGGCCCUCGACAAUCUCUCGGCGGCCGACCUCGAGAAGCGCGCCGCGUCGGGUCGCGCCUGGGUGCAGCAGGGCAUGGCCGACGAUGCAGAGAAACUGAAGAAAUAG